AUGGAGAUCUCAAAUGAAACAUCUUUUAAUGGAUUCUUUCUCCUCGGUCUUGCUGAUACUUCAUACCUUAAGGCCUUAAAUAUGGUAACCUUCCUGAUAAUGUAUAUACUCACACUGUCAAUAAACUCUUUACUUAUCAUCAUGGUGAAAAUCAAUCUGAGACUUCACACCCCAAUGUAUUUCUUCUUAAGCAACUUGUCCAUCAUUGACAUUGGCAUAAGUUCUUCAGUAGUACCUAAACUUAUUAUAAUUACAAUUACUCAAGAUAAAAGUAUUUCACGUCAUGAUUGUGCUUUACAGAUGUUCUUCCAUUCUUCCCUAGUAGUGACAGAGAGUAUUCUUCUGGCUUGUAUGGCCUAUGAUAGAUACAUUGCUAUCUGUAAGCCUCUGCACUACAAUACACUUAUGAACAUGGGAUUUUGCCUUUCACUGGUUGCCGUAAGCUGGGCUGUGGGUUGUAUAAGUGCUGGUAUUCAUGUACCAUACACCUUCCAACUGCCGUUUUGCAGGUCCCACCACAUCAACCAUUUUUUCUGUGAGAUACCUAUUCUUUUACGUCUCUCUUGCCAAGAUACUUGGCUUCAUGAGAUAACAAUGUACAUCUCAGCUUGUACACUUGGCCUUAUUGCAUUCAUUCUGACUCUUUUUUCAUAUGCUUAUAUCAUCUCCACUAUCUUGAAUAUCCGUUCCACUGAAGGAAGACAUAAAGCUUUCUCUACAUGUGCAUCACAUCUCACAGUGAUCUCUCUCUACUAUGGCCCCCUGAUGUUCAUGUAUUUACGUCCCCACUCCAGAAACUCUCCUAACACAGAGAAGACUGUGUCUAUUAUUUACACUGUUGUGACUCCAAUGCUGAAUCCCAUUAUCUAUAGCAUAAGAAAUAAAGAUAUCAAAGUUACCAUGCGAGGAACACUGAAUAAGCAGUCAUAA
Messenger RNA from Xenopus laevis (African clawed frog), 930 nucleotides. Its product is annotated as olfactory receptor 5B12. NCBI's taxonomy places the organism in Eukaryota, Metazoa, Chordata, Amphibia, Anura, Pipidae. The record is from RefSeq and is a predicted model, not a curated record. Bases 1 to 930 code for a protein of 309 amino acids. The transcript has a single exon.